Hemiscyllium ocellatum (epaulette shark) is the source of this 1791-nucleotide messenger RNA. Its product is annotated as coagulation factor X-like. Gene Ontology annotation, biological process: proteolysis. Gene Ontology annotation, cellular component: extracellular region. The transcript has 10 exons. Gene Ontology annotation, molecular function: calcium ion binding; serine-type endopeptidase activity. The coding region runs from base 1 to 1791 and encodes 596 amino acids. The record is from RefSeq and is a predicted model, not a curated record. Lineage: Eukaryota; Metazoa; Chordata; Chondrichthyes; Orectolobiformes; Hemiscylliidae.
AUGGCUGAGUGGCAGGAAGACGGUAGCAUGGUGUCCAUCUCUAACUGCCCUGGAGAAAGAGGUGGGGAGCUGUCUCCUUACAUUUCCAAGCAGGAUCACGAGCUUGGAGGCAUGACUGACCAAACCGUCAACCUACGCAGGAGGAGUCAGCAAGCACCAGCGAAACAUGGCAAGACUGCUCUGGGCUACGUCCCUUUUCCUGUUGCUUCACCCCACAGCCGCUCAAACUCCAGGUACCGUCUUUCUGUCGACCGGUACGCGGAUGAAGAUUCUCAAUUUUGCAAGCUGUGCCCACCGCCGGUGGAAAGAUUCAGAGUUUGUGACCUCGAGGGAGAGUCGUUCCUCGGCCUCCCAUCUCAGCCAGAUGUGUUUGUGACUCAUGAAAAGGCCAAUAACCUCCUAGCAAGACAGAGGCGGGCAAACAGCUUUCUGGAGGAAUUUAAAGAGGGUGACGUGGAGAGGGAAUGCAUUGAAGAACGGUGCUCGAAAGAAGAAGUGAGAGAAAUCUUUGAAGAUGACCGGCGAACUGAUGAAUAUUGGAAUAAGUAUGUAGACGGCGAUCAGUGUGAGUCCAACCCUUGCAGGAACGGGGGCGUCUGUCGUGAUAACGUUAACCGGUACGAUUGCCAAUGUCCAAAGGGUUACCAUGGCAGCAACUGCGAGAUUGAUGUCCCACAGCUCUGCAACCUAGACAAUGGAGGUUGCCAGCAUUUCUGUAGGGUCCAAAGGGAACAAGUCAGGUGCUCCUGCGUCAAUGGCUUUGCACUUCAUGCAAACAAGAGAUCCUGUAUUCCAGAAGUUCCUUAUCCUUGUGGGACCGUCAUAAAGAACAGAGUCCGAAGAUCAGAUUUGGAUGGUGACUCUGUGUUAGCUAACAACACUGCGCCGACAGACAGCUCUGCAUCAAACAGCACCAGUGACCAAGCUAUUGAGCCAACCCACAACUCUAACCCCACUGACCACAUUGUAAGGAUUGUGGGUGGACAGGAUUGUCCCUUGGGACAAUGCCCAUGGCAGGUUCUUUUAGUCGAUGAAAAUGGCAAAGGGUUUUGUGGAGGUACAAUUCUAACUGAGACUUUGGUGGUGACUGCAGCUCAUUGUCUGAACGAAACAACAACGAUCACUGCUGUUGUGGGUGAAUUUAAUGUCAGGGAAGACGAGCACACAGAACAGCGGCUUGAGGUCGAGGCAGUCAUCGCUCACCCGCAUUUCCUGCGCAGAAAUUACGACAACGAUAUUGCGGUCCUGCAAUUGAAGAAGCCUAUGCAGUUCAACCAGAACGUUGUGCCGAUCUGCCUGCCCCAGAAAGACUUUGCAAACAGGGUGCUGAUGAACUCACCGAAUGCCUUGGUCAGUGGUUGGGGCCACGUCGUUUACCACGGGAUGUCAGCUGACAAGCUCCAGCGCAUCAUGGUGCCGUAUAUUGAUCGGACGGAAUGCGUCGAGUCCAGCAGGCACCAGGUGUCUCCGAACAUGUUCUGCGCUGGCUACAAGAACAAGAGCAAAGAUGCUUGCCAAGGGGACAGUGGUGGGCCCCACGUCACAGAACACAAGCGCACCUGGUUCUUGACUGGUAUUGUCAGCUGGGGAGAAGGAUGCGCCCAGCAGGGCAAAUAUGGCAUCUAUACCAAGGUGUCAAGAUACGUCAGUUGGCUCAAACUGAUCAUUAGACAUGUGUCUACUAAUCAAAACAGGGAGGACACCCUAGAGCUCAGUGAGAGCGCCCCUACCCAUAAGCCAGAAGCUCUGCGCUCAGCUUUGCCCCCGCCAGGACAUGCCAGUGACCACUAA